This is a messenger RNA of Centruroides sculpturatus (bark scorpion), 1220 nucleotides long. Its product is annotated as AP-1 complex subunit beta-1-like. The transcript is spliced from 9 exons. The record is from RefSeq and is a predicted model, not a curated record. Gene Ontology annotation, molecular function: protein binding. Gene Ontology annotation, cellular component: membrane coat. Gene Ontology annotation, biological process: vesicle-mediated transport; intracellular protein transport. Lineage: Eukaryota; Metazoa; Arthropoda; Arachnida; Scorpiones; Buthidae. Bases 120 to 1205 code for a protein of 361 amino acids.
GUCUGCAUUGUAGAGGGCUCUGGUUUUCCUGCUCCGGUCUGCUACGAGUUUUUGUGGGCGUAAAAGAUUCAAUUCUUUUAACGAAUUGGUAUUUAUUUACGAUUUAAGAAACAUUCAUCAUGACUGAUGCAAAGUAUUUCACGACUACGAAAAAAGGAGAAAUAUUUGAGUUAAAAAGUGAACUGAAUAGUGACAAGAAAGAAAAGAAGAGAGAGGCUGUGAAGAAAGUUAUAGCAUCUAUGACUGUAGGAAAAGAUGUCAGUGCUUUAUUUCCCGAUGUUGUUAAUUGUAUGCAAACUGAUAAUCUGGAAUUGAAGAAACUUGUGUAUCUUUAUUUAAUGAAUUAUGCAAAAAGUCAACCAGAUAUGGCUAUAAUGGCUGUUAAUACAUUUGUGAAGGAUUGUGAAGAUCCAAAUCCAUUGAUCCGAGCUUUAGCAGUGAGAACAAUGGGAUGUAUUCGUGUUGAUAAAAUCACUGAAUAUCUUUGUGAACCACUCAGGAAAUGUUUGAAAGAUGAGGAUCCUUAUGUAAGAAAAACUGCUGCUGUAUGUGUUGCAAAGUUACAUGAUAUCAAUGCCCAGCUUGUAGAAGAUCAGGGAUUUUUGGAUCAGCUUAGAGACUUACUUUCUGAUUCAAAUCCAAUGGUAGUAGCUAAUGCUGUUGCUGCUUUAUCAGAAAUAAAUGAAACUUCAAGCAGUGGUCAGCCUUUGAUUGAUAUGAAUGCUCAAACAAUUAAUAAAUUAUUAACUGCUCUAAAUGAGUGUACAGAAUGGGGUCAAGUAUUCAUCUUAGAUUCUUUAUCUAAUUACACACCUAAAGAUGAAAGAGAAGCUCAAAGCAUUUGUGAAAGAAUCACGCCAAGACUUGCUCAUGCAAAUGCUGCAGUAGUUCUUUCAGCUGUAAAGGUAUUAAUGAAAUUUAUGGAAAUGAUGAGCCCAGAUUCAGAUUUUGUAUCAACAUUGACGAAAAAGCUUGCACCUCCACUUGUGACGCUAUUAUCCAGUGAACCAGAAGUUCAAUAUGUGGCUUUGAGAAAUAUAAAUCUUAUUGUACAAAAGAGGCCAGAUAUUUUAAAGCAUGAAAUGAAAGUUUUCUUUGUUAAGUAUAACGAUCCAAUAUAUGUAAAGUUAGAAAAAUUAGAUAUUAUGAUCAGACUUGCGUCACAAGCAAAUAUUGCUCAAGUUCUGGCAGAAUUGAAAGAGUGAGUAAAUAUUUCAUGA